Epinephelus moara (kelp grouper) is the source of this 4348-nucleotide messenger RNA. RefSeq lists its product as uncharacterized. The record is from RefSeq and is a predicted model, not a curated record. Bases 106 to 3639 code for a protein of 1177 amino acids. NCBI's taxonomy places the organism in Eukaryota, Metazoa, Chordata, Actinopteri, Perciformes, Serranidae. The transcript has 26 exons.
GCAGGAGUGAGACUGAGGAUAAAAUGUCUCCCAGUGACCAAAGAGAUAAGAGGAACCGUGUGGCACAGCUGGUCGUGGCUACAGGACAGAGGACUGCCACUUAAUAUGGAGGCUCUGUGUUCCAUCCAGGGGGUCUUUUCUCAGCUUCAGUCCAGAGCUCGGCUCACUGUGGAUGGACACAAGCUGCUCGCCUCCGGCUUGAAUGUCAGUGUGGCCGAUGGACGUCUGGCCCUGCUGCUCUCCUACUCUCCACCAGCUUCUGAUCAAACAGGGACACGGCGCAGCAUGGACGCUACCCUGACUGCUCAGUUCAAAGGUCCUCUGCGGAGCGCCUCAGUAGACGUUCACUCUCACGACUGGAGAGUCCGGGUGGUGGGGGACGUAGGAGGCUGGGGGGCACGCGGAGGGUCCAAGGAGGCCAGAGUCACACUAAAACACACCAUACAGGGACAAUCUAGCCCUGCCUUACAGGUGGAGGCAUGGGGAAGACUUACCGAGUCACAGCUGAGGUGCUCCAUGGCUGUGAACCCUGAGCUCAGCUCCUCGCUGGCACUCAUCAUCCAGGGACACCAUCUGCCACAUAGCAAGGACCUGAUGGUGAAGGUGGUCCACAAUAUUCCCACAAUGUUGGUUUAUCUACCCUCUCAGCUCAACGUUCGCUCUCAGCUGAACCAGUCUCAGUCCAGUGUGGCAGGUUUGGUGGAGGUGAUGUCAGGCAGGAGGAGGCUGUGGGCUCUGGGGGAGCUGGCUGCUAUAGAGAGUGGAUACAGACAGGCUCUAGAGCUCAAACACUCCUACCCACAGUUGAAGCCGCUGCCCAGGACUGUCGCAGUGAGGACUGUGUAUGAGGCCAGGAACUGGAGCUACCAAGUUCAACAUGGAGCUGUGUGGGGCAGUCAGGAGUUCAUCCUGUCUGGUCUCUACUCUGCACCUGCAGCACUGGAGAUGGGGAACCAGACCCUGAAGGUUCAGAUCAACUGCAUUCCCCGUUGGACUAGUUUGGAGUUGACUCUCGAGCGAUCCUUACAUGGCCGACUAGACAGUGUUUUACUGGGCUGGACGAGGCAUGGUCGACUUGAGCAGGUCAGAGCUCUGAGCUUGUGGAGUCGAUCGGAGGAGACGAAUGAGACCAAACUGGAGAUGAAGCAGCCUUUCUCUUCUACGCUCAGCCAGAUGUCUCUUCACACACUGUCACACAGCUCACAGAGGGAACAACGCAGCAGCCACCAGACCCAUCUGUCAUGGGUCAGCGCAGUCCCUGUCAAUAUCUCCGUCAGCCUGAACAAACAGUGGCAGAACAACUCCAGCAGGGGGCAGGCGUGUGCUCUGUUCUCAGCGCAACAGAUGGUGGUGUCUUCUGUCAAAGGUUGUGUGUCAGCAGCUCAGGAGGGAAACUCGUAUUCCCAGAAUGCAGAGCUCAGAUGGGACAACAGGAGCAUCAAACAAGGCCUGAAGUACCAGAGGGGUCCUCGGGGAAUGCACAGCCUUCAGGUGAAUGUUGGCCUGGACAAAGUGUCUCCUGCGCCCUGUCCGUCACACACACUCCUGACUAAGAUUCAAACCAACCUCAGGGAUCGCUUGGAGCACACAGUGCUGCUGGGCCUCUGCCCACCACAGCCUAGUUUGUCGUGGUCCGGGUCCCACAGAGUGAACUCAGGAGAGGAGCUGUUGUAUACGCAGUCUCGCCUGUCAGUGACAGGACGGCCCUACCAGUGCAGCCUCACCUUUGCCUUGACCAACUCCUCCGCUGCUCAGGGCUCCAACAUGUCUCUGUUCUCUGAGUCUCGGAUUGGUAAUUGGAGUGUGGAGGUGGGGGGCAGUGCCCUCUCUUCACCCCGGGGGUCUGGACUCCAGGUGCGAGCCAGAUUGGAUGGUAAAGAAAAGUUUUGGCUGAACGGGACAGCAGAGGGAAGAUGUCUUCAGACCACAGCAGGUUAUAUGAACGGUCUGAGAGAGGACGUCACUGUGGUGGCGUGUGUGGGAACGAAUCGCAGUUUGACGCUGGAGGUGCAUAAAAGAGACGGCAGCAACACACCUGAGGCUCUGGGCAGUGUGUCUGUGGGACUGGCCAAUCAGAGGCUGAUGCUGAGAGCGAGUGGCUGUUUGGGAAGUCUAACUGCAGUGGAGGCAAGGAUUCAACACUUGAGCUCUCAGAUACGGAAUAAGCUGCUGGAGAGAGUCAAGACAUUACAGCAUCUCCUCACUGAAUUCAGACGGCAGUCCAGGGACAGUGAGUUGCUCCAGGAGCUGAGUGCCGUGCCCCUUCAUAUCUCCCAGCAAGCACAAAGUCUGCUGGAGCACAGAGACAGAAGUCUGUUGGCACUGUGGCAGAACGGCCCCCUGCGGCGAAUCGUGACCGACAGCCUUCCCCACUUCCUCGGCCUGCUGCAGCACGCCUCCCUGCUGGGACAACAGGAGCUGAGGAGGCCCCUGGCCACUCUGGCAGGUGUGUACCAAGAUGUGAAGGGCCACAGGCUGGAGGCGUUGUGGAGGGAGGCUGUUUCGUUGUGGACUGACGGACUGGUGGAGGUUCUGCCUGUGCUGCUGGAGAACACUCAGCUGAGGCCGCUGGCUCAGGCCAGUGUUACAAUGCUCAGCAUCGCCCUGGAUGUGGCAGGACAGCAUACCUAUCAUUGGGUGGAGACCAGAUUGGCAAUGGCUCUGUCUGGAGUCCGGAAACGACUGGCCUCUGUCUACAAAUUCUCCCCCAGUGAAUGUUCAGUGGUUGCGUCAGUGCCGCUGCCACCGCUCCCCUGGUCCAGGGUAUUGGAGGCUGGACUGGUGGAGAUCCUUCUGGAGGAGUGGCUCCUGAGGCCCCUGCAGACCUUCGCCUCCAUCAGGCCCACAGCUGAACUCUACCGCCUCAAGAGGAAGAUCAUGGACAGCCCGUUUAUACAUCAAGCUCUGCUGGUGGCAGAUCAGUUUGUGGUGACAUUUGACGGUCAUCUGUAUGAACUCCCGGCCUCCUGUCCGCUGCUCCUCGCUCAAGACGUCAGUGCCGAGCCUUCCUUCACGCUGCUGCUCAGUUCAGACUCCCAUAACUUCCUUCAGAUAGGAAUGGAUAACAGCACUGUCACCAUUCAGGACAAUGGACAGGUGAAGGCCAACUGCAACAACGCAGUAAUGCACACAUUUCACAGCGACAGUGGAGUGACUGUCAGAAGAGGGCCGAACAUCGUGCGGGUGUCCAAUCAGAAUGGAGCGUCAGUUUCAUGUGACCUGUCGCUUGAGCUGUGCAGCUUCACUCUCGAUGGAUGGUUGCAUGGAACAUCCAGUGGUCUUUUGGGAACUAAUGACAAUGAAGCAGGAAACGAUUAUCUUUUGCCUGAUGGAUCUCAGGCUGAAAACUUGGAGGAAUUUUUCCACAGUUGGCAGAUGAAACCGGAGUGUGUUAUACCUCCAGGUGUAACGGACCACUUCCCUAAAUCAUCCACAAGCCCUGUGAGCUGUGGCUUUCUGUUCAACUCUCCUGAAUCUCCUCUGAGUUCCUGUUUCAGGGUGGUGGAUCCUGCUCAGUUCUUGUCAGUGUGCGAGUUAAGCUCCUCCAGAGCACCCUGCAGAUUAGCCUCUGCUUUUGUUCAUCUCUGCCAGCAGAACUACAUACCUCUGGAGGUCCCCGUCCAGUGCGUGAGGGUAUGAAGCGAAGAAGAGCUGAUGAAGAGCAAAGAUUGGUGAUUUAUGACCUCUGUUAGCUGCUAAAACUGACAAAUGUACACUUUUAUACCACUGUUUGUGCUACAUUACUUUUACAGUUAUAUUUUGUAUUAAAGGUCCAGUAUGUAGGAUUUAGGGGGAAGUAUUGGCAGAAAUGGAAUAUAAUAUAAUAAGUAUGUUUUCUUUAGUGUAUAAUAACCUGACAGUAAGUUUACAUCUACAUAGGGAGCAGGUCCUCGUUUACAAAGUCUGCCAUGUUGCACCGCCAUGUUUCUACAGUAGCUGAGAACGGACAAACCAAAUGCUGGCUCUAGAUAGGGACAUUCAUAUUUUUGCUGUGUUCUUUUUUGUUCUUUUUUAACAUGAAACAGAUUUAUUUAGUGUUUAUACCAUUUUAAAUCACCAGGUCUGUUUGCUUUGGGGGGGAGGAGACCUCUGCAGAUAAUUUGACUUCUGGUAAAAAAGCUUUUGAACAGGCUAGUGGCCUGUCUCCAUCCUGCCAAACAGCAUUGGAGAAGCACUGAUUUGUAAUGUGAAGCUGCUUUAUUCAGUGUUUAUACUGUUUAACAACGGUUCCUUUUGUAUUGGAGAGGAAGAGACCUUGCGGAUAAUCUGGCUCACGGUAAAAACCUCCUGACUGUCUGGAUCAGAAAAAGGCAGAAAGACAAAGAGGUCAAAAGAAAUAUUCUCCAAA